Messenger RNA from Lactuca saligna, 746 nucleotides. NCBI's taxonomy places the organism in Eukaryota, Viridiplantae, Streptophyta, Magnoliopsida, Asterales, Asteraceae. The record is from the annotation of a GenBank genome assembly.
AUGGAUUCUAGCAACCGGAAGCUUGGAUUUGUUAGUGGCGGUGUACAGUCAUCGGGAACCGCCUCUGGAAUCCAAAACCAGGAAGAGAUUGAGCUUCCGGAGAGUGAUGAUGAAGAAGAAGAUGAUGGGAAAAACACCUCCACCCAACUCUCAGAACUCUCUCUCACCGAAAAUCGACCAAUACCACGAUCAGUUGCACGACACCGACCACCUUCAGACCCGUCAAUGUCCUCCAAUCACCCCACUUCAAAAAAACUUUGUAAACCCCCUCUGUCUUUGGGUCUCAUCAUCAACAUCUCUUUCUGCCUUCAACAAUACACACACGCCUACAAGUUUUCAUUCUACAGCCAGGAAAAUAGAUUUGUGUUGUUGAUAGUGUUGAUUUGGAAAAUUAAAAGAUCCCGACGGCUUGAAACCCAAAGGCCACUAAUCACCACCACCGAACAUCCCACCAGCAGUAACCUCUUUCAGAUACGAGAAAAGCAAACUAAUAGUGGUUUAACGAAUUGUCAGAUUUACUUGAUGAUUUGAAGUAGGAAUCAACUGAAAUCUACAUCUUCAUUGUUUGAAUUGUAUGUCUUUCUCAUGUUGUAACUUUAUUUCCCCAAGUGUAUUUCAUUUUUUGUUGUAUGACGGGUUUAACAAAUACACGGUGAAGGUUUGUAGAUGGUAAAUGUAUGGUUUGUAUGGUAUAUUUGAAUAUUCCCAAUUUUGUUUUAUAUGUAAAUUUUGUAAUUAAUUCACAA